UGACUGCCGAGGCGGGGAGAGGAGUGGCGUCCUCCUUCUUUCCGUCCGGCGAAAAAUCCCAUCGCCGGCCGCCGGCCGCCAGCGCCGCAUCCCCGCAGCGAAAGCCCUACCCCGCCGUCGCCAUCGGGCCGCACUCCCCGCCAGCUCCCGGCAGAGGCGGAAUGGGCGACAGACGGCGGCCAGGAGACGCGGCGACGGAGAAUGCUGGCGCUGGCACGCCGGCUUCCGGAGGCCCUGCCAUCCCGGCGCCAAGGAGCGGCACAAACGAGGCUGUGCGCGGAGGGCCGGGCCCAGGUCGGAAUACGCCCGCUCCUGCCCAGCAGACUGGUUCUUCCGACAGGCAGCAGGAUGCUUCCAAUUCUCUGUCGGGAGAUUCAGACAGACAGCAGAGCGGGAAUGCUAGCAGUUCCUCAAAGAAGCGGAAAAGGAUCAGCGCCAGAAGCUACUUUAAGAAAUUUAAGUUGGCCGAAGGGGCGAAUGCCGCAGAUGUAGGUGUUGCUUCUGAUGACAAGGAAAACACUUCGAGCGGGCAUGUGGCAGACAGCAACAUCUACAAACUAUGUGAAGGUAGCAGGCUAAUUGGAAAAAACAAGAGACAAUCAAGCGACGCUGUAUCUAAAGUUUCCGAACGCCUUGUUUCUGGUUCGCAUGAAGCUUCGGAGACAGUGGUUAAGCAAGGUUCUGAACCAUCUUCAGAGGCAGGACCUACAUUGAGCCCCCCUCUUCAACAACAUGAUGACACCCAACAAAAAGAAGGGGUGAAAAAACUGAUGAGCACACCCAAGAAUCUUCACCUCCAACUUAAGCAGGAACUGUCAAAACUAAUUAAGGUGCUACAGCUGCCGGAUAAUGUAAAAUUUAUGGCCGAUCAGUUAUUUGAAUAUGUUCUGAAUAAUCAUCAAGUUGUUACCGAGCCAGUAUGCAUCUUGCACGCGUUCAACAUAGCCUUGUGUUGGUAUGCUGCUUCUCUGCUUAAAUGUAAGGUAGACCGCAGAGAGUCGCUUGUCCUUGCUGAAAAAGGCUUGAACUGUGAAUGCAAUGAAGAACUUGUGGCAUUGAUGUAUAGAAAAUUGAGGACCCUAAAGGAAAAAAUCCCAUAUAGAGCAGGUGAAAUAAGCAUCAAGGGUCGACCAGUGUCAGUAGAAGACAUCAGACUUUCAUGGCAAGAGACCUCUACUAACUUGGAAAAUGACCACAUUUUCCAAAACGAGGAAAUGGAUCUUCAUGGUGAGUUCUCACAUGGUGCAUGUCAGGAGACCUCAGCUGUUGCUGAGCAGAUAAUCUCAGAGAGGCAGGAACCUGUUCAAGAAACUUGCAGAGAAUAUCACACGCAAAAUCAUGAGAUUCUUAGCAUGAUUGUGGAGAAAAGUAUAGAUUUAGUUAGAAAUGUUUUCUCCUUAAGAGAAAAGAAUAUCCUUUGCAAACAACAGCUUGAGAUAUCAGGUUUAGUGACACACAGGCAGAACAAUGUCAUCAGACUGAAAGAAGUAUGCAGUUUAGUUCUGGAACAUGUCUGUAGAAGUCACAUUGAUGAAAUGACCAGGAGAAAAGAAAUAAAGCAGACUGCUUAUUGGUUCACUAUGCUCAUGUAUGGAUUUUUGGAGCACAUGAAGUUCCAACAUGAAAAACUUGAGGGACUGCAAUCUGAUACAUGGUCUUCAGAGCGACAGCUGAAGGAAAAUCUCUACCAGGUAGCAAAAUCAGGCCAAUUAGAUCAAGGCUUUGAUCAGCGCAUUGCUCUACCAGAUUCAAAGUUUGUUAUGGAAGAAUUCAUCCAUUUUAAGGAACGGGAUGGUGGGUAUCGUAUUGUUGAAAGUUCUCUGUCACAUUGUAAGCAGCCAUCAAAUGCCACAUUGUUGAUAGAAAUAGUACGAAAUGAAGUUCUUUCAGAGCCCAUAUCUAUCCAGCCAAUAGAAAAUGAGCCAGUUGAGACUUCUGUGGGCUCUCGCGGUAGACUAGCAUCAGAAGUUGUUGAUUUUUCAGAAAACAUCAUCAGCUGUAAUUCUGAUGGCAUUGGUGUAGAAAGUGCUGGCUGUUCAUCAAGUACUGUUUCUUCAAACAAUGAUUCCAUCGGUCAGGAAGCCUCAACCUGUAGAAAUACUGAACAUAUUGUGAAGCCAAGUAUGCUGCUGGGAGGUGCAACUUCUCUUGUUAGAGGAGUUAAUUCGAACAAUGAUGACACUAUGGACACAGAUGGCCACUUGGACUCACCAAUGUUGGCUUCUUCACAAAGCUUCAUAUCCAUGGUUGGAGCUCAGUCUGUUUUACCAUGUAUGUCUCCCCAUCAAAGCACAUAUCUGUCUGCUCAACAAAAUGUAGCACCUUCAUGGUGUCCACCUGUCGAAGCAGAACAUACAGGUGUGGGCACACAAGAGAUUCAGGUUAUGCAGCCUGAAAUGCAACCAUCAAUCUUCUUUCCGGAUGCUCCACUUCAAAAGAUAUCCGAUGACAGGAGCCAAACAGGGUUUCAACCAGAUAGAGCAACUGGACUGCCACAAGGAGCCGCAGAAACUUCUCUGCAUUUAGGUGAUGCCAGAAUGCAAGGCCAGGGAAAAAGUGAUGGCAAUGUAGGUGCGGAUCCAUUGCUGUUAACUUAUCCUGCAGAUAGCCCAGUUACCCUACAAGUUUCUACCGAAGUUGAAACCCAGACUUGCGAACCAACUAUGCCUGCAACACAAAGUAUCAAUCCACCUGCCCAACAAAAUGUUCUAGGCACAGAGGCAGCCAGCGAUUUGCACCCUAAUGUGCAACCAUCAACCUCAAUGCAGGAUGAACCUGAAGAGGCAGAAGAUGAACCUGAUGCAGUGGAUGAGCCUGCAGAGGCAGAGCGAGCAGCUACCUUUGGUUUCAUAGCAGCUCAGACUUUGCAGCCUGAAACGCAAUCAUCAACCUCUACACAGGAUGUUCUGUUUGAACGAACUUAUCUUUCUGGCAUGCCUGUGCUACAUAGUCCAACUAUCCAUCAAAGUGUAGAACCUUCACUGCAUCCACAUGGAGAAGCAGAAUCUGUGGUCAUGGUGACAGCUCAUGAUCUCCAGUCUAAAAUACUACCGUCAGCACCAGUGCCUGCGGAACAAAAUACAAGUCUGCUUUCCCAACAAAGUUUAGCAACUUCGCAACAUUCACCAGCAGAAGCUGAACCGGCAGAUAUUUUGUGCACAAAGCUAGCCUGCGAUUUGCAGCCUUCGCUAGUCGAAAUGCAUGAUCAACCUGCAGAAGAACAAUCAUGUAUCUUGCGCACCAUAGCUGCUCGGAAUUUACAGCCUGAAACACAACCAUCAACCUCAAUGCAGAGUGCUCCUUUUGGGAAAACCCAUCUGUUUGUCAUGUCUAUGCUACAAAAUCUUACGGCCCAUCGUACUGUAGAACCUUCACUGGAUCCACAUGCGAGAGCAGAAUCAACACAUACACUUUGCUCGCUGACAGCUCAUGUUCUGCAACCUGAAGUACAGUCAUCGGCCUCAAUGCAGGGUCGACCUGCAGAAGCAGAAGGAGCAGUUAUGUUAGGCUCCACGACAGCCCAUGAUGUGCAGACUGAAGUGCAGUCAUCAACCAAAGUUCAGCCUGUUCCACUUGAAAGAAUACGCCCUGAAGAAAGGAGGCAAAUUGGUUUUCUGCCAAAUAUGGUAUCUGGUAUUGAACAGCCCACACACCACCCUCCAGCCAAAACGUUAGUGUUUAAUAAUCCAAUACUUAGUGGCGACCGGCUGAAAAAUGAGUUGCACACGUUAAUGCAUUCCAACAGUUUGCUUAGUAAAGACCAUGAACAUAAGAAAGCACUACUUCUAAUAGAGUGCAACCAAGAAAUAGAGAAGAUAAAAAAGAAGUAUGCCUCAUUACUUCAAAAAGAAGAGUCCACUUAUGUUCAGGCCCUGAGGGAUCUCACUGAUAUAUACAGGAAAGGUCUUGUAGAGGAAUCACUAGCUGAGAGUUUUCGAGGACAGAUUACACCAUCAGCUGCAGCUCAAGGUAUCCAACUGACAGCUGCUGGCAUAUCUUGUUGUUCUCCAAGGAGCCUUGUAACCGAGCAUGCAUUUGAGCCUUCUUCAGCGCAUGCAUUUGAGCCUUCUUCAGCAGCUGAACCAUCAUCAAGAUGGAAUGCCCAACCCCAGUCAAUCCUAGCUGGACAUCUCUAUGGAACGACAUCAUCACCUCUUGUUCCAGCGCCUGCGCCAAAUGUCAGCGAGGGUUCUGCAGGAGCACAACUGCAUGCAUCCGCUCCUCAUCUCCAGCAUCUCAGGAUGCCAUGGGCACAUGCAGUUCACACAGACAAGCAGCAACUUCCUCCUGCUAGUCCACCAUUGGGACAGUAUGCCCCUGUUACCAUGGGAAGCUAUGCAUCGACAGUUCCAUGGGGAGGUGCUGUAUUAAACUGCAUGGAUCCAAGUUUAGCUCACCAAUCAGUGUUGCCAUCACAAUCAAGCUCACGUCCAGCACCCCCGCUGCCAUCCGGUCGACAUACAGAGUCCAUCCUGAAUAUAUAGUAUAUAACUAGUUUUCCUCGCCGGCCGAAAAGAGCAUAUGACUUCGGUGCAUGUCUCUGACAGCUUAGGCUUUGGUUUAGCGUGUAGCUUAUUAGUAUUGCGCAUGAUUUCCUCUUGUUCGACUGACAUACAUUGCUCAUGCUGUUGUAGGAGGUUUGGGAAAUGGCACGAGGCGCAUAUCCAUG
Molecule: messenger RNA, 4669 nt
Organism: Lolium perenne
Lineage: Eukaryota; Viridiplantae; Streptophyta; Magnoliopsida; Poales; Poaceae
Biological process (GO): heterochromatin formation
Source: RefSeq, a predicted model, not a curated record